AUGAAAGCAACAGUUGCAUUUGCAUUUCUCUCUCUGGCCCUUUUCUGCUUCUUCUCAGAUGUCACCAGUCAAGGAGGAGAGAAGGACAAAAGAGCCUGGAUUCCAAGGUUAUCGAGUCGAGUGUUUGGGAAAGGUGGCUUAACAACUCGUCACUCUCACAUGGACUGCAGGGAAUUUCGAGACCCCAAGGUAUUCUGCACCAGAGAAUCUAACCCACAUUGUGGCUCUGAUGGCCAGACUUAUGGCAACAAGUGUGCUUUCUGUAAAGCGAUGGUGAAAAGUGGUGGAAAAAUGAUGUUAAAGCAUCAGGGAAAAUGCUAA
This is a messenger RNA of Gracilinanus agilis (Agile Gracile Mouse Opossum), 321 nucleotides long. Its product is annotated as serine protease inhibitor Kazal-type 6-like. Gene Ontology annotation, molecular function: protein binding. Bases 1 to 321 code for a protein of 106 amino acids. The record is from RefSeq and is a predicted model, not a curated record. The transcript is spliced from 5 exons. Lineage: Eukaryota; Metazoa; Chordata; Mammalia; Didelphimorphia; Didelphidae.